Messenger RNA from Paramecium pentaurelia, 1467 nucleotides. NCBI's taxonomy places the organism in Eukaryota, Ciliophora, Oligohymenophorea, Peniculida, Parameciidae. The record is from the annotation of a GenBank genome assembly.
CAUGUAAUAUUAAAGACCCAAAUUCUAAAAAAAUCCAUAAAAAAAUGAAGAAAUCAACAAUAAAAAUCAUUAGGAUUCACCUGAACUAAAUAAAAGGGAGCCAACAACAUCUUAAUCAGCUAAGGCUUAUAAUUCUUAGUACAAUCCAUAAUAUCAACCCCCCUGCCUUGUUAGUGGAUCCCUUAUGUAUGUUCCUAUGCCUCCACCUGCUAACUAGGCUACUAUAAAUCAAUAUUUUUAAUAAUUUUAUCCUAAUCCAGAACAAUAUUUGGAUAAGUAGUCUAUAUCAAACAAUCAAAAUAACUUAUCAGCCACAUAAAAACAAUCAGAAAUCUUAUAAAUAAUUUCUACUCCCUAAAAUGAUGUCUAAUAGAAAUAAUAAAAGCAAAAUGAAUAUGUAUAAUCAUAUAUUCCAGAUUAAGAAGAAUAAAACCUAUAAAAUAAAUCGAAACCAUCAAUAUUAGAGAAUUUUUAAAUCAUUUCAACUUGUAAAAUUAAAAAUAUGGAUCUUAGCUCAAAAACUCACAACAUGAUUAUUGUAGAUAAAAAAUUCAAAGAAUUUAUAAUUUAACCAUUUGAUGAAAAUUUGAAAAAUAAAUAAUUGGUACUUAUUUUAAUUACUCUAAGAUCAAUUCAAAUCUUAUUAUAGUUUAAGAUAAAAAUAUCACAGUUCCAGAAUUUGACUCAGUGCAGAGAUUAUGUUAAUUACAUAUGAAACCUAUAGAAAAAAUUUGUACUAAUUAUGAUUGUAAAUAAAAUAAUGAUAUUUUGCUUUGUUAAGAUUGUGCAAGAAACCAUAAAGGGCACAAUUUAUAUGAUAUUCCAGAAGUAUUAUUUCUUAUUCAAAAAAAUUAAAAAUCUUUAGAAGAUGAUGAAAAUUUUAUGAACAUAUUAAAAUGUAAAACUUUUUCAGAAUUAAAAUUUUUUAAAUCAAAUAUCAUAGGAUAAUUAGAAGAGAUUGAAAAUAAAUUAAACGAUGGCUUUAACAUUUUUUAAUAAAAACUUUUUGAAAAAAAAAAUUUCUAUGAAUAAGCUUUUAAUGAGAUUUAAUUCGGAGGGUUAAGCAAGAUGAUUGAAUAAAUUAAUAAUAUUUACAAUCAAGGAGUAUUUUAAGAAGUACAAUAAAGUUCUAAUGAUUUUUUAUACAAACAGUUAGCAUAAUAAUUAGAACAGGCAAAAUAAUCAAUUUAAAAAUUUGAAUAAUUAAUUUAAUAGAAACCCUAAGAUCAAGUUAAAAUAAAAAUCAAUAAUAUAGAGUUGUUGAUUUAGAAUUAAAAAAUAUAAAAUCUUAAUGAUCUCUACUUUUAAAUCAAAAUAGAUGCCUUAAAAUAAAAUAUAACAAAUAUUCUAGAUUAGGAUAUAUUAUUAUUUAAAAAAAAUAAAGGAAUUAAACUGAAAGGAAAUAAUUAGCUAUUCAAUUUAAAAGACUAAUUAGAUAUUGAAGUUAUUUCAUAUUUAGAAAUUUGA